AUGAAGGUUCGAUUGUCCGCUAUUGAGGGUUACUUUUUUCAUCGAAGCAAACUAAAUCUUCAUUCUUGUUUUUAUGUGGGAGUCAAACUCAAUAAAUUACCUGACACACGUCAUCUGAUAACAGCUCUUAAAUACACACUCACCCAACAUGAACGUUUGACAUGUAAUGUGUUUUAUGACGAAUCUGAGAAUGAAUAUUUCCUACAGAACAUUGACAAACCAUUCAAAUUUGGUGAUAUUGUAGAAUACCAUCACAAUUGGAACCAUCUAACGGAGGUCGAGAUAAACUACAUCUUUCAAAACUAUAACUUUUCCUAUAGUGAACACAAACCUUUAUGGAAGCUGCUGAUUAUUCCUAAUCAAAACCAAAUGUUAUUGUUGACGGAUCAUGUUCUCAUGGAUGGCAUAUCCGCUGUCCAUGUAUGGGAAACGUUUAUGGAGGGUUUACAAGAGCAACAGCUGAGGGAAAACGAAACUGUUUAUUCCCCUGUAUUAAGUCCUUUGAACGAAGAAUUUAUAUUAGCCCCUGUAUACGGUGAUUGGCCCAUACCUUGGAAUUGGCAUGUAAUACGUCAAUUAGCCAGCAGACUAUAUUAUUGGUUUCCUCAAAUAAUUGUAUCCAACAAUAAGAGCUUAAUACAGUUUGCGAACUACACUUUUCCAAAAGACCUGCUGGAGGACAACCCAAUUAAUGAGAGUCACACAUAUAAAGUAAAAAACACUAACUGUCAUUGGGAAUUUCAAUUAUCUCCAGCACACCUCAAAACGAUUUUGCAAGAAUGCAAGAUCCAUAAUACCUCCUUAACGUCCCUUCUAGGAGCCUUAGUAUGUAAGAGUUUUGAAGAAACAGCUGUACAUGAUUAUACAGGGUCAUUUUUGAAAAUCGAGUUGCCAAUGAAUACUAGAAGUUCUUGUAAACAAAUCUUAAAAUUACCUUCAAAUGACGAAUUAGCUGUAGGAAAUUUAAUCGCAGCUAUAGAGUUCAAGCAUAAACUGCACCGAGGCCUUGGAAUAUGGGAUAUCUCGGCUCAAAUCCAAGAAACUAUAAAAAGCAGUACUAAGGAUAAAGUAAUAGAUAGAGUUAAUGAAGUUAAGUUACUAGAGGUUAUCUCUUCCCAGCAAUUUAUUGAAGAUAGAAUAAACUUCAACAACGGACCCUCUUCUACAUUUGAAAUAACAAACUUAGGAUUUCAAGACUUUAAGAAUGCAUGCAAUACCAGUUUGCGAUUCCAUAUAAAGGAUGCCAUAUUCAAUGAGCCACAAAGUAUAUCUUCAAUUUUUACGUUAAGUGUGAUUUCUACCCCUGCUAACGGGCUCCAUUGUUGCAUCAGUUAUCCCAAUACUCUUGCUAAAGAACUAAAACCUAAUUGGCAAUAUAUGAAAGAGUACUUAAAUUUAUAG
Saccharomyces mikatae IFO 1815 is the source of this 1401-nucleotide messenger RNA. It is a transcript of the gene SLI1, whose product is annotated as N-acetyltransferase. The coding region runs from base 1 to 1401 and encodes 466 amino acids. The transcript has a single exon. The record is from RefSeq and is a predicted model, not a curated record. NCBI's taxonomy places the organism in Eukaryota, Fungi, Ascomycota, Saccharomycetes, Saccharomycetales, Saccharomycetaceae. Gene Ontology annotation, molecular function: N-acetyltransferase activity.